Messenger RNA from Trichobilharzia regenti, 2048 nucleotides. Lineage: Eukaryota; Metazoa; Platyhelminthes; Trematoda; Strigeidida; Schistosomatidae. The record is from the annotation of a GenBank genome assembly.
UCACCACAAUUGAAGACAGUGAGUCUCGGAAAUAACUAGAAGCUAUUUCGAAAGGUAGCGUUACUUUAAGUUCAGUAUAUAGUCAUCAAGUUUCCGUUGUAUUUGUUAGUAUCUACUGAGUUAAUAACAACUCAGCAGUUUAUAAUCAGGUUGUGUAUCAUGUUUCGCAAGUUUUACUGCCGCAUUUUACUGUCACUAGCUAAGCAUCUGGUACCAAUGCCAGAUUUUUUUGCUCGUGUGGUGCACCGCUUUAGCGUUGGUCAUCGAAUUUGUGCUUAUCCAUCCAUAAUGAUUACACAAGGUGACGCAACUGUAUGAAGAGAAUAUAGCUAGGUUAUUCCAAAUUAUAGCAAAGGCAUUACGAUGGUCAUUCGAAUGGUUAGCUACAGUAAAUAGUAACUUAGAGUUGGAUGUUUCUGGCUUUCCAUAGGUUAUUUUACUGAUAUUUAAAUACCGCUAUUCUGUGACAUCAUGUAUCUGUAGUUUUGUUAUGCCUUUCUGCGCCUGCUUUCAUUUUAUCUUUUUUCCCACUCACUUUGACCAGAUGUUGACCAUAAUACUAUGUUACGUCUUGUUCUAAGGUGCUCAUGCAUCUUUAACUCUUAAUUUUUGCCUAAAUGUUACUUUAUGAGUUCUUAACAAACCGGACAAAUUACCUAGAGCUCUGUAGUCUUAUAAAUAUUGUUUCAUCUGAAGUUGAAGUUCUUCCUUAUCCAGUCCAAAUAUUAGUAUAUGUAUGAUUAUUAUAUCAAUAAAAUUAAGAAAAUGACUUCAAACUAAUCGGAACAUUAAAUGCUAGCUAUAAAAUGCUUUGCAGUGUGUGAACCACUGCAUCAGACCUGUCAAACCGUCGAAAUCACAGCUUCUUUGCAUUUGAUCUUUACUGGACAAACUAUGGCUUCUCGAACAGGCAUGAAAGUUGCUCGCAAAGCCAAAACCACCGCAGAGGCUAUAGUUCACUCACCAUUUCUCAAAAUAAUCAUACCAGCCCAACAGGCUCGGCCAGCUCCACCUUUAGGACCACAGUUAGGUCGACGGAACGUAAAUAUUGCCAAUUUUUGCAAAGAUUUCAAUGAGAGAACCAAAGAUAUUAUGGAAGGAGUCCCAUUGCCUUGUUUUAUAUCUGUCAAGCCCGAUCGAUCAUAUGAUUUAGUGAUUAGUCACCCAUCAUCUAUGCAUUUGUUGAGAAUGGCUGCAGCUGCUAAAAAGGGUGCUUCUUUGCCAGGCAGUGAAAUAUGUGGACGUAUAACUUUAAAACAUAUUUAUCAUAUUGCUGAGCUCAAACAACAAGAUCCUAAUUUAUUAACAAAAAGUUUGGAAGAUAUUUGCAAAAUGUUGCUUGGUACUGCUCAUCGUUUGGGUAUUGAGGUGUUGUCACCUGAAGAUAUUAAUUCUGGUCGAGUUGAUUAUACGCCUAGUGGAUAUGCUAAAUUCCUUCAAAAUCGGAAUGAUCAUUUAAAGCAGAAGAAAUUAGAAGUUGAAACUUCAAAACAGAAUAAAGUGAUGAGAUUGUGAAUGAUUUAGUUGUGUAUAGCAAGUAGAAACUGCAGUUUUGUAUAAUAAAGUCACAUACUUUUCAUUUCUAAUAGUUUUCAAUGCAACGCUUACUCAGUGAAUUUUUCGUGAAAAUGUACUUCGUGUAGACGUACAUUGCUGUUUAAUAUCCACCAUAGGAAAGCUGUUUAAGUAUAAGAUACACUUAGGACGAAAUAAUGCAAGUGAAUAUUAGGGUGUUGUUCUUACACGUAAAUUUUAGAUGAAUGGUUUGGCGAACAUUUGAUGUUCAAACUGGUAGAUUUGAAUUUUUAGUAGCAUCGGCUUUAGUGGUCGCACAGAUGUGCGACUAGAUAGAUUCAAUGUGAAACUCAGUACCUACGUGCCCGUUGUUGAUAACUGGCUGGUUUAAAUAUUGAACUUUGCAAAAAAGCGCAGCAGUUCAUGCUGCUAAAAGAAGAAAAACGAAAUUUGAAAUGAUGAUAAUAAGCAGAAAUAUGAGGGGGAAAGAAUAGUAACGUGGGAAAACAGUAGGGUUUCAUUGGAUGUGGCAG